AUGCAUAUCCGGGAUAUGAUAGCGGACGCCGAGAGGACCGGCCAACCGUCCUUCUCGUUCGAGUACUUUCCCCCGAAGACCGCGCAGGGUGUCCAGAACCUCUACGACCGCAUGGAGCGCAUGUAUCACUUUGGCCCCAAGUUCAUCGACAUCACCUGGGGCGCCGGCGGCCGUGUGGCCGAGCUCACAUGCGAAAUGGUCGUCCAGGCACAGACCUACUUUGGCCUCGAGACCUGUAUGCACUUGACUUGCACCGACAUGGGCCUAGAGAAGGUCAAUGAUGCUCUGCAAAAGGCCUACAAGGCGGGCUGCACAAAUAUUCUGGCCUUGAGGGGUGAUCCUCCCAGAGAGAAGGAGAAAUGGGUGGCCACGGAUGGAGAUUUCCAGUACGCGAGGGAUCUGGUCGGCCACAUCCGCAAAACCUACGGGGACCAUUUUGAUAUUGGCGUGGCGGGCUAUCCGGAGGGCACAGACGACAACAAGGACGAGGAGCUACUGCUUGACCAUCUCAAGGAGAAGGUUGACAUGGGCGCCUCCUUCAUUGUAACCCAGAUGUUUUACGAUGUCGACAACUUCCUGCGCUGGGUAGGCAAGGUUAGGGAAAGGGGCAUAACCAUCCCCAUUAUCCCAGGUAUCAUGCCUAUUGCUACCUAUGCCAGCUUCCUACGCCGCGCAAACCACAUGAAGUGCAACGUCCCAAAGGAGUGGAUGGAGGCCCUGGAUCAUGUCAAGAACGACGACGUGGCGGUCCGAGACAUUGGCAAGACCCUUGUUGCUGAGAUGUGCCGAAAGAUCCUUCAGGCUGGUAUUCGACACCUGCACUUCUACACCAUGAAUCUGGCCCAGGCCACUCGCAUGGUUCUAGAGGAGCUUAAGUGGAUGCCCUCCGUGGAGCGGCCUCUUAAACAGGCUCUGCCCUGGAAGCAGUCAUUGGGCUUCGGCCGCCGUGACGAAGAUGUACGCCCCAUAUUCUGGCGCAACCGCAACAAGUCUUAUGUCACCCGGACCCAGGAUUGGGAUGAGUUCCCUAACGGACGCUGGGGUGAUUCUCGUUCUCCUGCUUUUGGCGAACUGGACGCCUACGGCAUUGGCCUGACCGGUACAAACGAGCAGAACCGUAAGAAAUGGGGUGAGCCCAAGUCUAUCAGUGAUGUCGCCUCUCUAUUCGUCAAAUAUCUCAAUAAUGAGCUCGACUGUCUACCUUGGAGCGAGUCACCCCUCACGAGCGAAGCCGAUUCCAUCCGGAACGACUUGAUUGAACUCAACAAACGAGGUCUCAUUACAAUUAACUCCCAGCCUGCUGUCAACGGAGUAAAGUCCUCACACCCCAUUCACGGGUGGGGCCCACCGAACGGCUAUGUGUAUCAGAAGUCAUAUCUUGAGGUUCUGGUCUCACCGGAGAUCUUGCCUGAACUGAUUGCACGUAUUGAGAAGCAGCCGGAUCUGUCAUACUACGCCGUGACGAGAAAGGGCAAUCUGCAGAGUAAUGCGCCACACGAGGGACCAAAUGCCGUCACCUGGGGCGUCUUUCCAGGAAAGGAGAUUGUUCAGCCAACAAUUGUUGAGAGUAUCAGCUUCCUCGCUUGGAAGGAUGAAGCCUUCCAGCUCGGCUUGGAGUGGGCACGCUGCUACGAUGCAGGCACCCCUAGCCGAGUCCUGCUAGAAGAUGUGAUGGACCACUGGUACUUGGUCAACAUUGUGAACAAUGAUUUCCACCAGUCACGGACCAUCUUCGAGCUAUUCGACGGCCUUGCCGUCAAGGACCUGGACAAAGUUGCUGAGACUAAUGGUCAGGUCGAACCCCAACCAAAUGGGGCUUAA
Molecule: messenger RNA, 1821 nt
Organism: Phaeoacremonium minimum UCRPA7
Lineage: Eukaryota; Fungi; Ascomycota; Sordariomycetes; Togniniales; Togniniaceae
Product: putative methylenetetrahydrofolate reductase 1 protein
Exons: 2
Coding region: 1-1821 (606 amino acids)
Biological process (GO): tetrahydrofolate interconversion
Cellular component (GO): cytosol
Molecular function (GO): FAD binding; methylenetetrahydrofolate reductase [NAD(P)H] activity
Source: RefSeq, a predicted model, not a curated record